AUGGCUGUUCACGUCGAAGGGAUCAUAGCUAUUGUGGUGUUUUAUUUAUUAAUCCUACUUGUUGGAAUAUGGGCUGCUUGGAAAACGAAAAAUGUGGGAUCCGAACAAGGGAUUGAUCGCAGUGAAGCCAUAAUGAUUGGAGGGAGAGAUCUGGGGUUGUUGGUUGGUGGAUUCACGAUGACUGCGACCUGGGUUGGUGGUGGUUAUAUCAAUGGCACAGCAGAGGAGGUGUAUGUCCCUGGGCACGGCUUGGCAUGGGCACAGGCUCCCUUUGGAUAUGCACUCAGCCUGGUCAUAGGGGGGUUGUUUUUCGCUAAACCCAUGCGGUCAAGAGGUUAUGUGACCAUGUUGGAUCCCUUUCAGCAAAUCUAUGGCAAACGGAUGGGAGGGCUACUCUUCAUCCCCGCUCUGAUGGGCGAGAUGUUCUGGUCGGCGGCCGUGUUCUCCGCAUUAGGUGCGACUUUGAGUGUUAUUGUGGACAUCAAUAUCAACAUCUCGGUUAUUGUCUCUGCGGUGAUCGCAAUCUUUUACACUCUGGUGGGUGGCUUGUACUCUGUGGCAUAUACAGAUGUGGUCCAAUUGUUCUGCAUCUUUAUAGGAUUGUGGAUCAGUGUACCCAGUGCCAUGUUUCAUCCAGCAGUUACAGACAUCACCAUCACUGCAACCCAGGAAGUUUACCAACAGCCUUGGCUGGGGACUAUAAAUUCACAAGACAUCUUCACCUGGUUGGAUAAUUUCUUAUUGCUGAUGCUGGGAGGAGUCCCAUGGCAGGUCUAUUUUCAGAGGGUUCUCUCAGCUUCUUCUGCAACCUAUGCACAAGUAUUGUCAUUUCUGGCUGCCUUUGGAUGCAUAGUCAUGGCUAUCCCAUCUGCGCUAAUCGGUGCAAUUGGCGCAUCAACUGACUGGAAUCAGACUUCCUAUGGUUUACCAGACCCUAAGGGCAAGAAUGAGACAGAUAUGAUUUUACCAAUAGUACUGCAGCAUCUUUGUCCACCUUACGUUUCCUUUUUUGGCCUUGGAGCCAUCUCUGCUGCAGUGAUGUCAUCAGCGGACUCUUCUAUCCUAUCAGCAAGCGCUAUGUUUGCUCGAAAUAUCUACAAUCUUACAUUCAGACAGGAGGCUACUGACAAAGAAAUUCUGUGGGUCAUGCGAAUCACCAUAUUCCUGUUUGGACUAGCUUCAAUGUCUAUGGCUUUGAUAGCCAAAUCGGUCUACGGCUUGUGGUAUCUGAGCUCGGAUCUCGUGUAUGUUAUUAUCUUCCCUCAGCUGGUAGGCGUACUCUUCAUCAAAGGGAUCAAUACAUAUGGCUCCAUUGCUGGUUACAUCAUUGGCUUUUUGCUGCGAAUUAGUGGAGGAGAACCAUAUUUACACCUGCAACCAUUUAUCUGUUAUCCUGGAUGUUAUUUGGAGCAAGUCUAUGGAGGUGAACCAGUCUACAUUCAGAGAUUCCCCUUUAAAACUAUGUCAAUGCUAUCAUCCUUCUUGGGUAACCUUGCCGUUUCUCAUCUGGCUAAGUAUUUGUUUGAACGAGGAAUCUUGGCACCAAAAUUUGACUUUCUUGACAGUGUUGUUUCACGACACAGCAAAGAAAACAUGGAUAAAACGACCUUGGUGAAUCACGAUAAUAUCACUUUGUCUGAGUUGGUGCACGUGAAUCCAAAACAGAAUGCCUCAGUUAAUGCCAGUUUUACUAACACAGAAGCAUUUCAGGAUAUUGACUCAAGUCCUGAGUUUUCCAAGUUAGACAAUGACUGA
Molecule: messenger RNA, 1755 nt
Organism: Callorhinchus milii (elephant shark)
Lineage: Eukaryota; Metazoa; Chordata; Chondrichthyes; Chimaeriformes; Callorhinchidae
Product: high-affinity choline transporter 1-like
Exons: 8
Coding region: 1-1755 (584 amino acids)
Biological process (GO): acetylcholine biosynthetic process; choline transport; transmembrane transport
Cellular component (GO): axon; dendrite; perikaryon
Molecular function (GO): choline:sodium symporter activity
Source: RefSeq, a predicted model, not a curated record